CUAGUAAGUGAAUGUAAGCACUAUAUUUCGUGGGAGCGGCUAUACGUAAAGUUUCGUAUGCGUGGGAUUUUGUUCGUAUAUUUGCUAUAUUUUGAAAUCAAAACGAUUCCUCUCUUCUCUAUUUCUUCCUAGACAUUUCCUUUGAUUUUCUAAUUCUGUUGAAUUUCGUAAAUUCAUUCGAGAUUUUGGAAAAACAUCGUUCAACAUGAAUACCAACGCUCGUCGACGAGGUGCAAAGGUCGCUCCAUCCCACUAUCCACGCGUCGCAUUCCAUGGGUUACGUUUUGCACAAUUAAUUUCAGCCGCGAUCGUGGGAGGAAUUAUGGCAUAUUUUAUGUAUUACCUGCGUAUGUAUAUGCAGCAAUUUUCAGAUCGAGAUGGCGAGACGUUGGAUAAAUGCAUGCUGACAUGCGUUUAGGUGCUGAGCGAUUCCCGAUUCCAUGGACUUUCAUUGUGCUACUUUCGAUAUCACUCGCAAUGGUCGCAGUCUUGACGCUUACGAUCAUUAUUUACAAUUUCACCUAUCUUUCGCCCAAAUUCAAUUGUUUGCUUAAUGGCACCGCGUCUAUUUUUUGGAUGUUGGGUUUGGGAUUGUUGAGUUGGAGUCUCAGUAAUACAUUGAAGAAGAGUUGUGACGUGCAGACUUGGAGAAGCAGCACAGCAGUCGGUGUCUGCAGGGAAUACAAGAGUCUAUGGACAUUUACACUGAUUGGUACGAUGUCUACGUUGGCCGCGCUGGGUUUGGAUAUUUGGACACAUAUGAAGACUAUAAAAAGGGGUAUCUAUGUUAUGCCCGAGGAUGAUAAGAAUGCGGCUAUGUUGAAGCAGAUGAAUGUUGGAAACAAUAAGGCUAAGGGUUAUGAACCCAGUCGCGGAGGGGCUUUUGAGGAGGAACUCGAUAUUGCUUACCAUAACCGUUAUGGUGAUGAUGCGAUGGAGAGCGUGGGAUAUCACGACAGAGUACUUGACAAAUAGCUGUGGAGGUGAGAUUAGGCUGUAACGAGGAUGGCCAAGUUAGGAAAGAGUGUGAACCUAACACAGCGUGCUUCAUGAAUUUCAAUCACAUACCCCAGAAAUACUUUCAUGUUGGUGAGAUUGCGUGACCCUGGUUAAUGGGGUCCCUCGUAAAACAAGGGUUGAACAGUUUGUCGUCAAGUAGUACGGCCGGCUCUCAAGAAUA
Molecule: messenger RNA, 1180 nt
Organism: Sclerotinia trifoliorum
Lineage: Eukaryota; Fungi; Ascomycota; Leotiomycetes; Helotiales; Sclerotiniaceae
Source: the annotation of a GenBank genome assembly